UCCUUUUGCUGUGUGGGACAUGGAAUUAUGUGGUGGCGGUAUGCGCCUGAAUUCAGCGACUUGCUCUCCACAGUAAAAGAACGGAGCGAAGAAGAACAUCCUGCCGACGAGCCUCAUUGGUUGAGCCGCAGUGACGUCAGAGCUACUCGUCUGGUUCAGCGCUGUCAACAUGGCGGCGGUGGAUGUCAUUGUGGACAACUUGGUGGCACUCUGGAGGAUCCCGGCCGUCAGACACAACUUCCACUGGAUAUUUCUGCUCAUAUCGGCGGUGGGAUCGAUUCUGAAGGAGCUGGAGCUCGUCCCGCAGACAUAUUUCAGCAGCAACAGAAAUGCCCUGAAUGUGUAUUUUGUCAAAGUAUCCUGGGGGUGGACGCUGCUGCUGCUCACCCCCUUCCUCCUCCUCUCCAACUCCUCCUUCAGCAGGAGCGCGUCCUUCCUCGGCCGCCGGCUGCUGUCCCUGGCGGUGGCAACCACCAUCUGGUACGUCUUCACCGAGACCUUCUUCUACAUCGAGGACGCGACCGGCUCGUGUUUUGAAACUGACGGCAUCGAUGUCAUCAACAAGGAGUUCACUUCCAAAGUCAGCUGCAGGCGGGCCGGCUACCAAUGGGACGGCUAUGACAUCUCAGGACACUCCUUCAUCCUGGCCUACUCGGCUCUCUUCAUCAUAGAGGAAACGGCACCCAUGGCCUUCCUGAAGACGGCCAGUCUGUCUGCACUGACCAAGACGGUCCUCAACCUGUUGUACGUAGCCUUGAAUCUGAUAGUGAUUGUUUGGGUGUGGAUGUUUGCCUGCACCUCUGUUUACUUCCAUGACCCGUCUCACAAGUUACUAGGGACCAUAUGCGGCCUGUUAGGGUGGUAUCUGACAUAUCGGGUUUGGUAUCUAAAACCUUUUUCCCCGGGACUCCCUCCUCAGCGCCAUCCAAAGGGACUGAAACUUCACACCUGAGCUCCAGUCAUACUUCCCUGUCCAACAUUGUUGCUAAUGUUGCAGCCAUCCUCAUAACAACACACUACAUUUGAUGUUAUCCGUCUUCGGGUCCAAGCCUGCCAUUCUAUUUUAAGUUAUUCCCUCCCCUCAGAAAGGUCGUUUUGUAUAGGAUGGUGUUUGGCAGCUGCUGUUCCCAAAAUGACUCUUGGUAAUCUGAGAUAAAAACAAGAUGCUGCUCUGCUGCCCAGCUUCAGCCUCUCACUUUCAACCUCUGAGACUUGCCUGCUACACAAUUGUUUGUCCCCCAGUUUGUUGCCUUAUAAUGUUUGACUGUUGGAUGAGUCAUCAUAGUUUUUAGAUAACUGAGUUGGUACAUUUCAGAAUGUUUACAGUAUAGCACUGAUGGCGUAGAUCUUUGCAGACCAAUGUAAAGAAGCCACACAUUUUAUUUUAUAGGAAACUACCUGCAGAACAAAGUUAGAUCAGCCACUGUAACUACAGUGGGCCUAAAUGAUUUACUGAUUUAAAUUAUAUUGUUUGAAGUUGCUGUGACUGUGUGUCAACACUUUGUGUCCAUCACAAUUUGUAAUCAAAUAUUGCAUUGUGUCCAAGCAAAAGCAACAAAUCCGUGCAAUUGAAAUGCUGGAAUGAGAGAGUGUUUGGCUUUUGUGCUUGAAAAAAUAACUUAAACGAUAAAUUCAUUAUCAAAAGAGUUGCAGUUAAAUUAUCUAUUGAUGGGCUAAUUGAUUAAUCAACUAAUAGUUUCAGUUGUUACUUGAUUUGUUGUCAACAAAACCAUGAAAAGACCAACCGUCCCACUCCCAUAAAUACUAACUUCAUAACCAAAUCUGUAUUAAUUUGCAUCUGAAUGUUUGCUAAAACUACAGUGCCCAGCUGCCAGGAUUUUUUUUUUUUUAUAUAUCAAAGUUUAUAUUUAUUACGGAAGAUUUACGUCCUCAGUAGAAACCGAUAGUCUUGAGUCUCAGUGCCACAGACGGAGUAGGAAAGUUGUAAAAUAUUAAAAUAAUGAUCAAAAAUGUGUUGGUUUUGGUCUUUUUGUGGGAUUUAUUGACAAGGAGUAUUAUAGUAUAUUACCAACCUCACCUGAAAUGGGGAAUUUGGAAAACUAACUAUAGGUACUUGUAAAUCAUAGUGGAAAUUUUAUGAAUAUUUAUUUACAAUGUUACAAGCAAAUAACUUUUUCUAGCAUGUGUGUGCAUUUUCUUGAUGUGUCAAAUACAGUUACAAGCUCUACAGGGAAGGGAACAUCGUAGGUUGUGGUAAAAUAAUUAACCAGGAUCUGUUUAUUCCAUUUUCAUUAUUUAUUUUUCAUUGAUGGCAACUGAAUAAAUUAAGGCUUAUGAACAAACAUCAUAAAAAGCACCAUAAAUAAAUGCAUAUAUAUAGAAAUAUAAAAAAUAAAAAGUAAAAAAUAAAAAAAUACUAUAGUGAAACAUAAUGGCCACAAAUCACAUCUAGGUUUCUUGACUUGAGUCCUAACCGCUGUGCUUGCAGUAGUGAAAAAGCAUUCACAAUGAUUGGCUGAUUAUGAAGUCUCUUGACAUUUCCCCCCGCAGUGUCAUCUGCUGUUUGUCAUUUAACAAAAGUAGUGAGUGUCUGAGGAUCAAAAAGUAAACAUAAAGAACAAUUAAGCAGAUUUUAUAAUAAAAUCACAAAAAGGAAUUCGUACUUUACACUUUGUGUCAUCUUGCUUACUUAAAACCUUGGAAAAAUUCAGAUAUAUAUUUUUAAAUCUUCUCUUUUGUACCAUUUACAUCACUGCUGCUCAUGCAAAAACUGUUUGAAACCAAACAACCUCCCUGUUUCCUUUAAUGCACAUCUCAAAUGUCUUCUCUCCAAACAGUUACAACUAUAUGGCUGUACAGCACUAUCCAUAUCAAACAUGAAACUGAACACACAUGAACUACAGCUUCUUCACCUCUACUUUCUUCAUACGAAUCAGAUUUAUCAUCAGAUGUGACACAGCAAGUAGAUGCUGCUAUUAAAGGAGCAUUGAUCGUCGUCUUUGGUUCAACGUUUUCUGCCACAGCAGCUAAUCGCCACCUGCAGAGAUGAGUUUCUGCGGUCAGAGAAAACCAGGAGCAUCCUAACUGAAAAAAAAUGGCUUGAGCUGUACAGAAACACUGUACUGUGAGUCCUUACUGAAAUAAAUGUCUGUAUAACUGGCCAUAAAACCAAUAGCAGCUUACAACUCCAGCCAGUACCUCAUAAUGAGUUAAACCUAAAGAGCGCACCGUUCAGGAGCAGAAUUAUAACAUGGUAAAAGCUGGAGGUCUGAUUAAGAAAAAAAGCAGAAAGGCUCCCAUUAGGGGUGAACAGAGAGUGGAGAGGGAAAUGUACACUGCAUCAACAAACAAUGAGACAGCUGGCAAGGCUGGCCGGGAGGGGAGGCUUUUUCUUUUCCCCCAUCAUACUCCUUUUAAGCCUUCAGAUGAGUCAGCUUCUCCUCCCCUGUUCCCCUUAUUUAACCUUUGAGCUCGUGAAAAAUUCAGCCCCGGUAAAUUGAACGAAACAAUGUAUAAUUAAAAAUAUCUAUCUGUAAAAACAAUCUUGCAUCUGUCAGGAGGAGUUGGCGACAAACAAACAGCAGUUAAAAUCCAGUUUUUGCUUCGCUCAGUAUUGCUGAAGGACCAUCUUGAACACACUGUACAGUGCAGGUGCUUCAAAGGUUACAAUUAGCAAGAGAAUAUUUAGGAAAUCUGUGGUUUUAAUGUUCGGUAGUGAUCGUAAAUUCUGUCUCUGGGCAGUGUCCAUCCAUCACGAAACGCUUACACAUUAAGAAAGUACCCAUGCAACGAGAUAUACAUCCUAAACCUAAAGCAACACUAUUUGUGCCACAGAUGCAGAAUUUACAAUUUUACUACCAGUUCAGCCAAAGUGUAACUUUUCAAACACCCAAGUUCUGUAUAUCGUCUGAACUCCUGCUCAGCGAUAAAGAGGGUGACGGUGGACCAGUGUGUGCUGUGUGAUCGGUGGUGCUCUAAAUAAACU
Anoplopoma fimbria (sablefish) is the source of this 3946-nucleotide messenger RNA. RefSeq names its product fat storage inducing transmembrane protein 2 (gene fitm2). Gene Ontology annotation, cellular component: endoplasmic reticulum membrane. The transcript is spliced from 3 exons. Gene Ontology annotation, biological process: lipid droplet organization; lipid storage; phospholipid biosynthetic process. The record is from RefSeq and is a predicted model, not a curated record. NCBI's taxonomy places the organism in Eukaryota, Metazoa, Chordata, Actinopteri, Perciformes, Anoplopomatidae. Bases 170 to 952 code for a protein of 260 amino acids.